GAAGUUCACAUUCCUGAAGUCCUUUAAUACUGCUUUUAUUGUGUCGCUCGGGCUCCCGCAGCGUCGCAGCGGCUUUGCUUCCACCUCCGCUUUCUAAAAAUCUCUUUCUCUUCCGACGUAGGGCGAGUUUCGAUACCUAGGUCCUUGCUUGAUGCCCUAGCCCUUGUAUCGGAUUCGAUGUGGAAACGGAGGUUUCGACGCGGUCUUUGCCUCCCAGUUUUGAUCUGAGAAGGGAGGAGUGAAGAAGAUGGGGGGCGUGACUUCAGCGAUGGCGGCUAAGUUUGCCUUCUUCCCACCGAGUCCGCCGUCGUACGGCGUGGUGGUGGAGGAUGAGCAGGCAGGGCGGCUGGUAAUGACUGGGGUACCGAGGAGGGCCAACGUCGAGGUAUGGCGGCUGCGCACGAGAAGGGGGAACGAAAUCAUUGCCAUGUACGUGAGGAACCCGUCGGCCGUGCUCACACUUCUAUAUUCUCACGGCAAUGCAGCGGACCUCGGUCAGCUCUAUGAUCUAUUGACCGAAUUGAGCGUUCAUCUCCGUGUCAACGUGAUGGGGUAUGAUUAUUCUGGAUAUGGCCAAUCAUCCGGAAAGCCAAGUGAGCAAAACACCUAUGUUGAUAUUGAGGCAGUUUAUAAAUGUCUUCAAGAAAAUUAUGGGACCAAUGCAGAAAAUAUUAUUUUGUACGGUCAAUCAGUUGGCAGUGGCCCUACUUUAGAUUUGGCCACUCAAUUGUCUAAUAUAAGAGCAGUUGUUCUGCACAGUCCCAUUCUGUCAGGUCUCCGAGUAAUGUACCCGGUGAAGCACUCAUACUGGUUUGACAUAUAUAAGAACAUUGAUAAAGUUCCACGUGUAACCUGUCCAGUGUUAAUAAUUCAUGGGACAGCUGACGAGGUUGUGGAUUGGUCCCAUGGAAAACGCCUGUGGGAACUUUGUAAGGAGAAAUAUGAGCCUCUUUGGAUAAAGGGUGGGCGCCAUUGUAAUUUGGAGCUAUAUCCAGAGUACAUCAGGCAUCUUAAGAAGUUCAUAUCUGCAGUCGAAAGAACACCUUAUGUUAGAAAUGAAUCUGCAGAUGCCUCAGCUGUAUCAGAUCCACCUAGAGUAAGCUCUGAUCAACUGGAGCCUGUUAGGAGCAGUACAGACUGGAGAGAUAAAUCUAUGCCAUCUGAUUAUGAGAAACCUCGGCAAAGUACAGAUGUUAGAGAGAAAUCGAGAGUCAGUACUGAUAGGAGAGAGAAAGCUGGAAGGAAUAUUGAUCGGCCAGACAAGGGGAGGAACAGUAUGGAUCAGCCAGACAAGCCACGGAAUAGCAUUGACAGGUUUGGGGUGAUGAUGAAGUCAGCUGUUUUGUGCAACAUUGGCUGUUUCAGACGCACAACUUCCAUAAGCUGAAGCAUACAGAACAUUUGGGUUAGUACAGUCUACCUUUUUUCUUUGUAUUAGUUCAUUUUGGUUUGGCUUAGGCUAUGCUCGGAAGGUUCAAAUGCCUUCCUGCUUGAUGGUGAUUAGUUGUUUAACAAGGCUUCUGUAAUUUACCUUAUAGGGAUUAGUGCCCUUUUAUUUCUCCUUUGUGAACUAAAAUGAUAGUGAAGUUUUAUCUAACCGAUUAUUUUUCAUUUUUCACUAA
Molecule: messenger RNA, 1622 nt
Organism: Dendrobium catenatum
Lineage: Eukaryota; Viridiplantae; Streptophyta; Magnoliopsida; Asparagales; Orchidaceae
Product: alpha/beta hydrolase domain-containing protein 17B-like
Exons: 6
Coding region: 248-1387 (379 amino acids)
Source: RefSeq, a predicted model, not a curated record